GAAGCGCAGGAUGUCCAGGAUGCGGUUCCUGGUGGCGUCGCUCCUGCUCGGUGUCGUGGUGGCCGAAAACCAGGAACUGCCAUCCACCCACAGUACGACUGCCAGCCUGCCGGGAACACCCUCCCAGCCCAACAAGGAAAAUUCUAGGCAAGUUUUAAACCAGUCUUCGGCCGAGGGAAGCCCGGGCAAACCGGGAGGGCCGCCACCCCAGCCGCAGUCUGCGGAUGGAGAAUCCACCAAGCCUGAGCCAGCCAAGACGCAGGCCCCGGAACAAAGCUCCGGAAAGCCCGUGCUCACCGCGAAUCAACCCGCGACCGAGCCGAAGCCGAAGUCAACGGAAGAAGAAUCCUCUAACCCUUCGGGGCCUGAGUCCAAUCCUGUGGGAAGAGGACCCUCCAAGCCUUCGGAGUCCGAGCUGAAGCCCACGGAAGGGGGAAAACCCCGCAGGCCUGUGGGAACUGAGACCAAGGCUGCGGAAGAAAAAUCGACCAAGCCCGCGGUCACCGGGAAGCAGCCCCCAGAAGGAGGUGCCAACAAGCCUAACGCCAGCCCCUCUGCUAAGGAGACUUCCAAGACUGGCAAAACCCAGCUAGAUGCAGAGACGUCUCCACAUGUUUCCAAAACACUGACAGUGGACUAUGAGCUCUCCUCACGUCAGCAGGAAAGCAAGGCAAAGCCCUCCGAACCUCCUGAGGAUGUGGAGCUCAAGGAGAAGGAAUGGGAUUCAGAGCUUGCAGAGAGCUCACCGCCAGAGGAAGAGAAAGAAAAGGUGCCCGGCCCCGCCUCCAAUGAGAACCGUGAAGGGACACUUUUGGAUCCUAUGAGUAAUGGGAAGGAUGACCUUUAUAAGGACAGUCCUGGGAGUGCCAGCGCAGAGAGCAGUCAUUUCUUUGCGUAUCUAGUGACCGCUGCCAUUCUUGUGGCUGUCCUCUAUAUUGCCUAUCACAACAAGCGGAAGAUUAUUGCUUUUGCAUUGGAAGGAAAAAGAUCCAAAGUCACUCGCCGGCCAAAGGCCAGUGACUAUCAACGUCUGAAUCUAAAGCUUUGAUCUAUGUCUUCAAGAACUUUGUCCUCCCUGCUGAUUUGUUUCCAAAUCAAGAGAAAUGAAAAAUACUGUGACCUCCUCUGGGGUUUGGUGGCAAGUCUGGGCUGGCAGAGGCCAGGGAUUGCUUUGGGUUUUGCACCUGCACUUUGGUGAUAUUAUACUCUGUGACAUUGUACUUUUGUGUUCCCUUUAUGCUGACAUGUUCCAUCUAGCCUUUCUUCCUCUUGUGUGAGUAAGGGAGCAUGUGGAAACACAGCUAUGACCAAAGGGAGACCCCAGCUCGGGCAGGCUGCACUGCUGACCACCCUCCCUUGGCAUUGGCUCUGUAGUGAAGUUAGCCCUGGACUGUAGCAUUGCACUAUUUAUCUUUGCAGAACCAAGAGAAGACUCUGUUAAUCAAAAGGUUUUUUUCUACUAAGGCCUCUUUUGGAUUGAUAUACCCUUUUAGAAGAUGAUGAAAUGCUGAUGGGCCAGAGGUCUGCUUUGAACAUAUAAUUCACUUCAAAGAUUUUAACAGCAAACCAAAAUAGCAGGCUAAAAGUGCUUUAUUGCCUGUAAAUCUUAAUUCAUCAAGUAUAGUUCUCUGCAUUGUUCUGCUAUUUUAUGUUAAUUAAGAAAAAAGUGAAUUAGCUCUGCUUUUGCGAGCAAAAAACUGAACUUGGGGUUUCUGGGAGUAAAGCCACUAUCCCAUCAGAUUGCUUUGUAAAUGUGCUUAUGAUUAUUAUUUCCUACAUUCAUAAUCAAUAGAAAGAACUUCCUGAAAAGGGGCAAGUUCAUAUUUUGUGCAAGAAACCAUGUAUUGAAGGGUUUUAGUCUAUGUUUUUUUCCAAAGGGCUUUUAUGGAACAGGUUUCCCACAGACUUCAUGUUACCCUUCAUUGUCUAAAAUAGAAAAAAUAGAUUUAUAUUUAGAAACUGCAUUGUGUACAUUUUAUUUUAAUCCAUUUAAUGGUUCUCUCCUCUAAAAUACUAAGCAUAGCUAGUAAAAAUCUGUACUUCAUUCCAUGUUAGGGAUCCAGCGGGUUCCCCUGGAGUAACAGAGAGCAGUGUCUUGGAUGACAGUGUUGCUCAGUUUAUUUCAGUCUGCCUAAAGAGAGGUGAAUCUCAGCCAAUCUCAGGGACAUGCAAAGAAUGUAGGAGGAGAAGGAGGGAAGAUGAAUUCUGUUGAGAAGUCAGUCUAAAGAAGGGACCAUCCU
This is a messenger RNA of Perognathus longimembris pacificus (Pacific pocket mouse), 2240 nucleotides long. RefSeq names its product trans-golgi network protein 2 (gene Tgoln2). The coding region runs from base 11 to 1048 and encodes 345 amino acids. The record is from RefSeq and is a predicted model, not a curated record. NCBI's taxonomy places the organism in Eukaryota, Metazoa, Chordata, Mammalia, Rodentia, Heteromyidae. The transcript is spliced from 4 exons. Gene Ontology annotation, cellular component: trans-Golgi network transport vesicle; trans-Golgi network; endosome.